AUGGAUACCAUUACCUUGACAGUUCCUCCCAACUCAACAAUUUUUCCGAAUGAAGAUCCUCGUCUCAUCUGUCGCGAAAGUCGCUGGACAGACAUUGCAGAGUUCUACCUAGCGAACUACUUGGCCCAUGUGGCGACGGUCAGAACCGUGCCUGGAGAGCUCGACCCCUCCAUCGCCUGGACUCUGCUUUGCUGCCUCUUGUUUCCAAUCAAUGGGGUCUUCAGGGGACUCAAAGCGAUGUGGAGCUUCUCGUCCAUCUAUAUCUACUGGAAGCAUCGACCUUUGGAUGCAGCUGUGAGGAGCGGUGCAUUGUGCAUGGUUGUACGCGACGUAGACUGGAAGCCUGCCGCAGCUGCAACUGGUGGGACUCGGGUGUCGCGCGUGCUGAUGGGUCCACAAAAUGACCCGAAGACGGAAAACUCGGGAGCGACGGACUCUAGCAAUGCCAGUAGAGAUUCUGGCUCUGAGCCUCAUGAUUCUACGCCCAGGCCAUCGGCUCGUAAAUUCGACCUCACAUUCUACUGUCCCCAAGAGGCUUCUGGAAUACAAGGAGUCAUGCUGGAGCUCACCCGCAAGAUUCACGGCAGUUAUUCCUUACCUGAAGGGUAUACUUUUGCAACGGUGCCAGUCGAUGCUGAAGUCGAUUAUCAUUACAUUCAUACCCGAGAGACUCUCGACACGAGCGAUUCAGAGCAAACUGUAAGUUGCUGCAAGGGCGAAAAGGUGGAGCAUGCGGAAGACAUAACCCACUCAAGCAGCCUCCCUAAGGCGAUUGCUAGCAUCAUUCAACUCUGCAUCGCAGUCACCUCCUUAUACCGGACAGAAGGCAGCCAGAUCGUCAGGUACGGCUAUGCAGCUUUUGGAUUGACUGUUGCACCUUACGCAGUUAUGUCGUUUAUCAAUCUCUUAAGCACUAUCAUGGCGGUCGAAUAUCCAAAACUCUACAUGGUCCACAGCGCAAUCAUGGAAGAAGCAAUUCAACGUGGUGGUAGCUUUGGGGCGGUAGUAGGAUCAAUCACCACCGACCAGACACAAAUCACCGAAUCGACACUGGAUGCUGUCGUCGAGCUCGAAAUAAAUGAGACUGAACAAGACAAGCCUGUGAGGCGCGUCCUUUUGCGGGACACUACGCCGUCGCAUACGGCUUGUGGGGACCACAAGGCACAACGGGUGGGCAAGCCAACAAGUCGACUUGACAUGGGCACCGAUGAUGGACGAGAACAGAGUGGGAAGACAGGAGAGCAAGGCCGUUACCUGCCAAAAUCUGGAAUUCUGGCGAUCCCGAUCUGCUUGCCUAUCAAAAGGGUGAAGAAUCCGGUUAACGCUAUAGUUCUAGGGAUUUUGACGAGUUUCAUCAACUUUCGAUCCGCUCUGAUUGUCGACAACCCCGAGCACUGGUGUCUAUACAAUACAGCCACGAAGAAGAGAAAACGUUGGACUGAACUCAAAACCGCAGUCACAAACAUGGUUACGAGUGCCCUCUUCGCGGACAUUGUAUGGCACGUCGCGACCAUAUCCAUUCCGGCCGGAGCUAGCUUGGGCAUCGUUGGCGGGCUCUCCCGCUGGAGCAAGGGUACCGACAGCACUCUGGCACAACGGACCUGGACCAUGAUGUGGCUCCUUCUCGGCUUCACGUUAAACCUUCCGCAAAUUUGGGCACAAUACAAAAGCGAGCAACAGGCCUGCUUCGCAACGCCUCACAAUUUGAGCUUCACCCACCUGGCCGAGAAGGCCCACAUGACGGGGCCUGAAAGAAUCAUCAAGAUGUUAAAGCGUCUCGAGGACCAUGGCCACAAGAUCUCGCGAAACAACGCCAUUGGUAGGUGGAUUGCGGCACAAAUAGUAAACCCGGAUCCUGUCAAGCCCAACGCGGACGAGGAAAGCCUGAGACCGAGGGGUUCGAAACAGAAAUUGGAGCGAUUGCCGAACUUCGUGGGCCGGGUGCUAGAGGUCGGGACGCUGCUUCUGUGGGCUGCACCCGCUAUCGGGGGGUUUGUGGUCGUGGGACAAAUGUUCAAUGCCUAUGGGACGUGCUUCAGAGUCUUUUGA
This is a messenger RNA of Cyphellophora europaea CBS 101466, 2049 nucleotides long. RefSeq lists its product as uncharacterized. The record is from RefSeq and is a predicted model, not a curated record. Bases 1 to 2049 code for a protein of 682 amino acids. NCBI's taxonomy places the organism in Eukaryota, Fungi, Ascomycota, Eurotiomycetes, Chaetothyriales, Cyphellophoraceae. The transcript is spliced from 3 exons.